Molecule: messenger RNA, 870 nt
Organism: Gongylonema pulchrum
Lineage: Eukaryota; Metazoa; Nematoda; Chromadorea; Rhabditida; Gongylonematidae
Source: the annotation of a GenBank genome assembly
AUGUCUCUGCUUCGUUUUGUGCCCGAAUACACACCGCCCUCCAAGGAGAAUAUCAGGGAAUUUCUGGAUGUGCUAAAAACAGUGAAGCAUUUGGUUGUUAUGACCGGAGCCGGCAUAUCGACGGAAUCCGGAAUUCCGGACUAUCGCUCUCCCAAAGUUGGCCAGUAUGCGCGAACCAACCAUCGCCCGGUGAUGCAUCAGGAUUUUAUGAAUUCGCUCUACAUCCGCAAACGCUAUUGGACGAGGAACUACGUUGCCUGGCCCAGGUUCUCGGCUUCACAGCCCAACGAAACACACAAAACGAUUGCGAACUGGGAGAACAGCGAGCGCUUCAAGUGGCUGAUCACGCAGAACGUGGACGGCCUGCACACGGCAGCCGGAUCGCGCAAGCUCAGCGAGCUGCACGGAUGCGGCAGACGGGUGGUGUGCAUGCAGUGCAAGGUGGUGUACCCGCGGGAGACGGUGCAGAAGUGGAUGGAGGAGGCGAAUGCGAGCUGGUGCGUGGAGGAGAUCGGCGAGCUGGCGCCCGACGGCGACUGCGACAUCCCGGAGAAAGCGGUGCACAACUUCAAUUUGCCCAAGUGCCCGAGCUGUGGGCCCAAAUCAAUCCUCAAAACAGACGUGGUCUUCUUCGGCGGCUUCAUCGAUCCCGCGGUGCACGAGAAGUGCUCGGAGAUGGUCGAUGCGGCCGAUGGCCUGCUCGUACUUGGCUCCUCGUUGACCGUGCUCUCCGGCUAUCGCUACGUGGAGCAGGCGUACCGUCGAUCGAUUCCGAUUCUGAUCGUCAACAUUGGUGCAACAGAUGCCGAUCAGAUCGCCACCGUGAAGAUAUCCGCGAAAUGCUCGGAUGUCAUCAAGCAUGUACCAGCG